AUGGAAGAGCCUGAAGAAGGGCCUCAAGAAGGCGUCCCCAUGGCGCAGAAGAAAGGCUGCGAGAAGCACAACAUGGCUAAGGAGAGCUACUCGAUCUAUGUGUACAAAGUGCUGAAGCAGGACACAAGCAUCUUGCCCAAGGCCAUGGGCCUCAUAAGCUUCAUUAACGACAUGUUCAAGGGCAUUGCCAGGGAGGCCUCUGAGCUGCAUUGUAACAAGCACUUGACGGUGAAGUCCAGGGAGGUGCAGGCGACACGCGUGUGCCUGCUGCUUCCAGGGGUGACCAAGCACGCGGUGCAGGAGGCGACCAAGGCCGUGACUGAGAACACUAGCUCUAAGUAA
Molecule: messenger RNA, 342 nt
Organism: Pteronotus mesoamericanus
Lineage: Eukaryota; Metazoa; Chordata; Mammalia; Chiroptera; Mormoopidae
Product: histone H2B 1/2/3/4/6
Cellular component (GO): nucleosome
Molecular function (GO): DNA binding; structural constituent of chromatin; protein heterodimerization activity
Source: RefSeq, a predicted model, not a curated record